Rattus rattus (black rat) is the source of this 951-nucleotide messenger RNA. RefSeq names its product olfactory receptor 52E4-like. Gene Ontology annotation, biological process: G protein-coupled receptor signaling pathway. Gene Ontology annotation, cellular component: membrane. Gene Ontology annotation, molecular function: olfactory receptor activity; G protein-coupled receptor activity. NCBI's taxonomy places the organism in Eukaryota, Metazoa, Chordata, Mammalia, Rodentia, Muridae. The transcript is spliced from 2 exons. The record is from RefSeq and is a predicted model, not a curated record. Bases 1 to 951 code for a protein of 316 amino acids.
AUGACAGAAAGGAUGUCCUCUAUUAAUGAAACUGCUUCACAUCCCUCUCUCUUCUAUCUGCUGGGCAUUCCUGGGCUGGAAGCUUUCCACGUCUGGAUAGCCUUCCCUUUCUUCGUUGUUUAUCUGAUAGCGCUUGUGGGAAAUUUCACAAUCCUUUGUGUGAUCAAGAAUGAGCAGAGUCUCCACCAGCCCAUGUUCUACUUUCUUGCCCUCCUCUCUUUCGUUGAUCUUGGCCUCUCUACUUCCACCAUUCCCAAGAUGCUGGGUAUCUUCUGGUUCAACCUUAGGGAGAUAAGCUUUGAAGGCUGCCUCAUCCAAAUGUUCUUUAUCCACACUUACACAGGCAUGGAAUCUGUCGUACUCCUGGCCAUGGCAAUUGACCGUUUUGUUGCCAUCUGUUACCCACUUAGGUAUACCUCUAUCCUCACCAACAAGGUGGUAGCUGUCAUGGCAUCUAUUGUAAUAGGGAGACCUGUCCUUCUUGUCAUCCCUUUUUGUCCCCUCCUAAAACGCCUGCCCUUUUGUGGACACUACAUUAUUCCUCACACCUACUGUGAGCAUAUGGGGAUAGCUCGUCUAGCCUGUGCCAACAUAAGGAUAAACAUCAUCUAUGGCUUAUUCACCAUUGCUGCUCUGAUCUUUGAUUUAAUCCUCAUUGCUCUCUCCUAUGCUUGGAUCCUACAGGCUGUUUUCCGCCUUCCUUCAAGGGAUGCCAGACACAAAGCCCUUAGCACAUGUGGUUCCCACGUCUGUGUCAUCUUAGCCUUUUAUACACCAGCAUUUUUCUCUUUUAUGACUCAUAGGUUUGGUAGAAAUGUUCCUCGUUACAUUCACAUCCUCUUGGCCAAUCUCUAUGUGGUUGUCCCUCCUUGUUUAAAUCCAGUCAUUUAUGGAGUGAGGACAAAACAAAUUAGGGAGGGAGUCAUAAAAAUACUUGUAAAGAAAGAGUAG